Molecule: messenger RNA, 1052 nt
Organism: Amphimedon queenslandica
Lineage: Eukaryota; Metazoa; Porifera; Demospongiae; Haplosclerida; Niphatidae
Product: ribosome production factor 2 homolog
Exons: 10
Coding region: 77-985 (302 amino acids)
Biological process (GO): ribosomal large subunit assembly; maturation of LSU-rRNA from tricistronic rRNA transcript (SSU-rRNA, 5.8S rRNA, LSU-rRNA)
Cellular component (GO): nucleolus
Molecular function (GO): rRNA binding
Source: RefSeq, a predicted model, not a curated record
CUCCAUGGUCACACGUUAAUUAAAUUGUUAAUGAGCCACGCCUAAGUGGACACUCCUACCCACGUGUAAAUCCACAAUGGAUGUUGUUAAACCAAAGAAUCAGAGGUCUAAGAGAGCUCUUGAGAAGAGAGCACCAAAGUUAAUAGAGAACCCAAAGACGGCCAUGUUUGUAAGAGGAGGCCACAUCAGUCAAAUUGUCACUGAUGUCAUGACAGAUCUAUGUAAAUUAAAACGACCCAAUGCUGUCUUGUAUAGAAAGAAGAAUGCAACGAGACCUUUUGAAGACCCCACUACAAUAGAGUUCUUCAGUCAGAAGAGUGAUGCAUCUCUCUUUAUGUACGGCUCACAUAAUAAAAAACGCCCACACAACAUAGUGUUCGGGCGUAUGUUUGACCAUCAUCUUCUUGAUAUGAUAGAAUUAGGUGUGGAGCAGUAUAAGCCAAUGAGCUCCUUCACAUCAAUCAAGUCUUCGGUCGGCAUAAAACCGUGUUUGAUAUUCUCGGGAGAUUCUUUUGAGACCGAGCCAAAUUAUGCAAAAUUGAAGAACCUAUUAAUAGAUUUCUUUCAUGGCUCUGAUGUGGAGAGGGUUGAUCUAUCAUCACUAGAAACAGUCAUUACUUUCACUGUCUCUGAUGGGAAGAUAUUCAUGAGAGUCUACCAUAUAGCUCUUAAGAAGUCAGGUACAAGAACCCCCAGGGUUGAGCUAGAAGAAAUGGGUCCCUCACUGGACUUGGUCCUCAGGCGAACACACAUUGCAUCCUCAGAAUUAUUCAAACUAGCUACUCGUAGGCCCAAGGCACUAAAGCCCAAAAAGGAGAAGAAUAUUUCCAAGGAUCCGUUUGGUUCUAAGCUAGCUAGGAUACACAUGACAAGACAAGACAUGAAACAACUCAAGACCAGACGAGUGAAAGGACUCAAGAGAAAAAGAGACACAGCCCAAGAAGAAGGAGAAGGAACUGAGAGCAGUCCUAAAAGACAGAACUAAUCUCCCUUUCUUGUCAUUAAUGUUGUAAUUGUUUUCUUUAAUUUGUUAUUGUGUAGUGCAACUGGAA